Caenorhabditis remanei is the source of this 888-nucleotide messenger RNA. RefSeq lists its product as uncharacterized. The record is from RefSeq and is a predicted model, not a curated record. The coding region runs from base 1 to 888 and encodes 295 amino acids. Lineage: Eukaryota; Metazoa; Nematoda; Chromadorea; Rhabditida; Rhabditidae. The transcript is spliced from 4 exons.
AUGAGGAAUACGAGUCGUGCGCGAACGACCUAUUGCGAGAAGCGUCGUUACGGAUCCGUAAAGACUCCGCACAAGAUUCGCAUCCGUAACGCGUCUACUCGCGAACAACCUGUGAGACUUCACAAGAAGCUUCCACCAAUUUAUGAACUUCGACAAAGAUGUGAGAUAACUUUGGGAGCGAGAAAGAAGUUGUGCAGGACUGAUAACUUCAAGAAGGACAUGUGGUGUUGUCCAUACUUCAACGAAUUCCACUUUAUGCUCAUUGUCGUGAGAAAUCAAUUUGGUGCUAUUCUUGAUGGGUCUGAAGAGAACAAGUCUACUUGCAUCGUUUUGUUUUUGGAUCCAAUGGGCGCUAUGAUUAAUUAUCGUGGUCAGCGUGUGCUCCUUAUGAGAGUCAAGAACCUCCCACUCCAAUCGAAUCUAAUUGACUGCGGUCCAUCAGUGGUAUCUUAUUUGGAAACAAUUCUAGAUAAUCAACGUGGAUUUCUCAAUAGAAAUGUUGAUGCGGAUCUCGACUGGAACACUUUGGAACUCAACGGGAACAAUUCAAUUGAUGUAUCUCGUAGCAAAGUACGCGCCAGAAUGUUGCGACGUGUUUCAAGUGAGACUCGCGGCCGACUGUCUCGAAUGGAAGCCUGGAAAAAUGAGGAGUAUGUGUCAACUUACGACAAAGAUCCACUUUACAUGAAGGAGCCAAGCAGUGGUCGGAUGAGAAGUUUGGAGCUGAAGCCGAAAACUAGAAAGCCAUACAAACGGAACAUCUCGGCUGAUUUCGUUACUAACAAGAAUCCAAGAGAACUCCAGAGGCAAAUAACGUUGAGAGCAGUAAGAAAUCUAGAUGAGCAAAAUACUUUUUCCAACCUUCCUAUCAUCUCUGCCUACCAUUAA